GAUCAUUUGAUGAGAUAAAAAAUUAAUAAUAGAAAUAAUAGAAAUUUUCCAUCGGAUGGCAUUCCAAAUACUCCUUUAAUUAGAGAAGCUUUGCCAAACUUGUUAUAUGGGGAUGCGGCUACAUUUCAAAUGGUCCCUACACCAGGAAAUUAUGCAACUGAUCCAAAAGUAUCUUGUGUCGAUCCAUUACCCGCUGGUAAUUAUCCUUUACCUAGAUGUGUUAGUAAUUUAAUUACCGCUAUGACGUUAAAAGACACGGAUUCUUUUGAUCUUAAACGUUUGGAUAAAUUUAAAAGUAAACGAAAAAAUUCUCAUAUCUUAACGUAUUGGGCAUUCUUCAUAAGGAUGGAUAUUAUUAUUGCCCCUUCUAGAGGUGACAUAUUUCCUCAGGGGGUAUAUAUCCCUACAGAUGAUCAGUCAUAUUUAUCAAAUUAUCGAAAUGGUCUUUCUGCCAGUUCAUUUGCUUAUAACGUACCAUUCCUUUCAUUUAAUCGAUCAGUAGCAGAUGGUAAUCAUACAGGAUUAAACACAGCCACAUCAUUUCUUGAUGCGUCCACUAUUUAUGGAAACUCUGAAGCAGAUUUACAAUUACUUCGAGAUUAUGGUAAUAGAGGAAAAAUGAAAUUGGCUACUUAUCCAACGCCUGAUGGGCAACUCGGUUAUCCACGCACAGAUGAGGAUGGAAAUUUGAUUAUAGGAAUUAAAGCAACAACGAAAAAUGUCUUUACCGAUACGUUUACUACGAUUUUUUUACGUGAACACAAUCGAUUAUGCGAUGAACUUUAUGAAGUCAAUAAAGAUAGUUGGGAUGAUGAAAAAUAUUUUCAGGAAGCUAGAAGAUGGGUUAUAGCUUAUAUACAAAAAAUAACUUAUUAUGAAUAUCUUGGAACCGCAUUAGGAGUUCCUUUACCUCCAUAUACUGGAUAUAGACCAGACAUUAGGCCACAAAUUGAUACUUUCUUUUCUUCCGUUACCUUUCGUUAUGGACACUCUGAGAUUAGCGAUUUUUAUAACAUCGUAAAUGAACAUGGAGAUUAUCUUGCGACAUUAUCAUUACACGAUUUAAAAGAGAAGUCCAUAUUACAACUUUAUGGGGUUCCAUCACUCGCCCUUUCAUUAUCGCUUCAAUUACAAGAAGAAGUUGACAUCUGGUUUUCUGAAAAUAUGCGAAGUUAUCAUGCAAAACUUAGAUCACCAGACCCAGCUAUGGACAUUGCUGCUCUUGACAUAAUUCGAGCUAGGGAUCAUGGAAUUCCAUCAUAUAAUGAUGCAAGAGCAGCAUUCGGCUUGUCAAGAAAAGCAUCAUGGGAAGAAAUAACAAGCGAUGCUGAAGUACAACAAAAAUUAAAAUCUACUUACACUUCAGUUGAUCAAAUUGAACCAUUAAUGGGUGCAUUAGCAGAAGACCAUAUUAAUGGAGGAAAUUACGGAGAAUUAAUUUCAGCUAGUUUUAAUGCAACAUGGACAAAAAUUAGAGAUUCGGAUAGAUUUUGGUAUGAAAAUAAAGGAGAGUCAGGAUUCAGCAGUGAUGAUAUUUCUAAAAUACAAACAACAAGAUUAGUAGAUAUUAUAAGAAGAAAUACACCAAAAUCUUCAAUUUUUCCGAACAAUCUUUGGUUUGUACAACCAGCUGCUUUAUCAACAUCAUCAUCUAAUAGUAAUUAUGGAUAUGGUGUAUCACUUGCUGACGGAUUCGAUAUGCAAUGGAAAAUAGAAGGUUCAGAUGUUAUUUUCCUAAUUACUGUGAGUAGCAUAAAUUCGUGGUUUGGUAUAGGAUUUAAUCCCAAUGGUGCUGCUAUGAAGGAUACCGAUAUGAUGAUAUUUUGGAAUAAUGAAGAUUCUAGCGGUGUUGUUGGAAUGAAUUAUAAAGGUGUUGAUCGAGCUGUCAAACCUAGACAAUUACCUCCUGAUGAUCAAAUUAUAACACUAUUGAGUGGCACAAGUGUCGCAAGUGGACUGACUACAGUUGAGGUUAGGCGACCUUUGAAUGCUAAAAAUAGAAAAUCUCUUAACAAUCAAAUCGAAAUGGUUUUUGCUUGGAAUCUUAAUUCAAAAACUUUGUCUUAUCAUGGUGGAAAUCGUGGUACAAAAAUGAUAAAUCUAUUAACAGGAGAAAGUUCUGGCUUUGCUGAUGCUAAACAAAAAAGUUUAUUGUUAAUGCACGGAAUUGUAAUGUUUAUAAUUUGGGGAGUACUCUUCCCAGGUUCUGUAUGGAUUGUUAGAUAUUUGAGACACAUAGAUUCAUAUAUGACUCAACAUCGAAAUUUGAAUCUCCUUGGUGGUGCAAUAGUAGCGGCAUUUGGUGCGGUGGCCAUGUCUGUAGUAGACUUACAAGCAAGUUCUCCUCAUGGAAUAAUGGGAAUAAUUAUAUUCGCAAUUACAGGAGUUCAAAUUGCACUAGGUAUAUUGGCAAUUUGGGCAUUGGCUAAUGUUGAAUCAGCAGCAACAGGAAUCGUUCGUUAUUUAAAACACUUUCAUUUUUAUUUGGGUGGUGCAUUACUUUUAGCUGCAUGGUAAAACAAAAUUUUAUUAUUUGGAUUAUGAGCACUUAGCUUUUUAUCUUUAAACUAAUUAUUUUAUUUUGUUUAUGUUAGGGCUAAUAUAUACUUGGGAAUGAUUCAAUUUGACACAAAAUUUAAUGGAAAUAAUAAGAAUAGACCAUAUAUUUGGGCCUACACUGGAUGGUUAGCAAGUGAAUUUUAUUAUAGAAUUAGAAACAUGCAAUUUUUAUGGCCAGUAAAAAGCACAGACGAAAUGUCAAGACGUAUUCGUGAUU
Messenger RNA from Rhizophagus irregularis DAOM 181602=DAOM 197198, 2776 nucleotides. The record is from RefSeq and is a predicted model, not a curated record. Lineage: Eukaryota; Fungi; Glomeromycota; Glomeromycetes; Glomerales; Glomeraceae.